AUGUCCAUAUCUGAAGAGGAUGUGGAGAUGCAGCUGCUGGCAAAUCCACAGAGUGAACUCUCCGCCCCGGAGCCCCCGGCCCCCGCCCGCCUCCCCGCCCCGACUCGCGCCCGCCUGGUGCCCACACUUGAUUCCGGACUCUCGGCCGGCCUGUCGGACUCGCGCCGCAGCGGCCGGAGAUGCAGCGGAGCACCGCGCUGUGCCUGCGCCUGUGGAUCUGCCUGGGACUCUUUCAAGGUGAGCGCGAGGAGGUGGGACCGCACCGACGGACACGCGAGGGAGACAGAUUGGCCGGAGGGAGUCCUGUGGAGGCUUGUGCGGGACAGGAGAGUGACAGGGUCGGCUGGGAACCUGGGGCGCCAGGGGAAGCAGGGCAGACAGAGCGUCGGGGGUCGGGGCUCCGGGAUUGCCAGGAUUAGAAAAGAACUGGCGGGGACUGCAGCCGGGUCAGGGAUCGACAGCGGUGCUGCGCUGCCACGCAGCGAUCUCCUUCGGGCUCCCCGACUUCCUCUGGCCCCCCAUUUCCUUAUUCGGUUUCCCUGCCGAGUCCCGGCGCCGCACCGCUCUGCCCUGCAGACUCUCGGGCACCGAGAUCAUUCCCUAGGGGCGGAGGCUUCAAUACUGGCCAGGCCCCAGACCUGGGUGCGCACUUCCCGACGCCUCCCGUCAGUGCUAAAGAUUGGUCCUGGGAUGAAGGUCCGGGCGGGCGUCGACCGUUCCCCCAGGCUAGAGACUGUAGGGCCAGGGCCUCUGGAAACGUUCGCGCGCCUGAGGCCGGCGCCGUCGGUCGGCGAGGGCGCAGGUCUGGUGAGCGGCUACUCCAUGACCCCCCCGAGCCUGAAUAUCACAGAGGAAUCCCACGUCAUCAACGCCAGUGACAGCCUGUCCAUCUCCUGCAGGGGGCAGCACCCUCUUGAGUGGACUUGGCCAGGGGCUCAGGAGGCACCAGCCCAGGGGGAGAAGGACAGUGAGGACACGGGGGUUGUGCGAGACUGUGAGGGCACAGACACCAGGCCCUACUGCAAGGAGCUGCUGUUGCGUGAAGCCCAUGCCAAUGACACGGGCAGCUACUGCUGCUACUACAAGUACAUCAAGGCCCGCAUCGAGGGCACCACCGCAGCCAGUGUCUACGUAUUCGUGAGAGACUUCGAGCAGCCUUUCAUCAACCAGCCGCACACACUCCUGGUCAAAAGGAAGGACUUCAUGUGGGUGCCCUGCCUGGUGUCCAUUCCAGGCCUCAACGUCACAUUGUGUUUGCAAAACUCAGUGCUGCGGCCAGACAAGCAGGAGGUGGUGUGGGAUGACCGCCAGGGCAUGCGGGUGCCCGUGCAGUUGCUGCGAGAGACAUUGUACCUUCAGUGUGAGACCACCCUGGGUGGCCAGGACUUCCGAUCUAGCCCCUUCCUCGUGCAUAUCACAGGCAAUGAGCUCUAUGACAUCCAGCUGUUCCCCAAGAAGUCUCUAGAGCUGCUGGUUGGGGAGAAGCUGGUCCUGAACUGCACCGUUUGGGCUGAGUUCAAUGCAGGUGUCACCUUUGACUGGGACUAUCCUGGGAAGCAGGCAGAGCGGGGUAAGUGGGUACCAGAGCGGCGCUCACAGCAGACCCACACAGAGCUCUCCAGCAUCCUGACCAUCCACAAUGUCAGCCAGCACGACUUGGGCUCCUACGUAUGCGAGGCCAACAACGGUGACCAGCGAUUCCGGGAGAGCACCGAGGUCAUUGUGCAUGAAAAGCCCUUCAUCAGUGUCGAAUGGCUCAAAGAUCCUGUCCUGGAGGCCACGGCAGGAGACGAGCUUGUGAAACUGCCCGUGAAGCUAGCGGCCUACCCCCCACCAGAGUUUCAAUGGUACAAGGAUGGCAAGGCAGUGUCAGGGCGCCACAAUCCACAUGCCCUGGUGAUCAAGGAGGUAACAGAGGCCAGUGCUGGCACCUACACCCUCACCCUCUGGAACUCAGCUGCUGGCCUGAGGCGCAACAUCAGCCUGGAGCUGAGAGUAAACGUGCCCCCCCACAUCCACGAGAAGGAGGCCUCCUCCCCGAGCAUCUACUCUCACCACAGUCGCCAAGCCCUCACCUGUACCGCCUAUGGGGUGCCCCCACCCCUCAGCGUCCAGUGGCACUGGCGGCCCUGGACACCCUGCAAGGCCUUCGCCCAGCGCAGCCUCCGACGGCAGCAACGGGAUGGCAUGCCACAGUGCCGGGACUGGAGGGAGGUGACCAUGCAGGAUGCUGUGAACCCCAUUGAGAGCCUGGACACCUGGACUGAGUUUGUGGAGGGAAAGAAUAAGACGGUGAGUAAGCUGGUGAUCCAGGAUGCCAAUGUAUCUGCCAUGUACAAGUGUGUGGUCUUCAACAAGGUGGGCCAGGAUGAGCGACUCAUCUACUUCUACGUGACCACCAUCCCUGACGGCUUCAGCAUCGAAAUAGAGCCAACCGAGGAGCCUUUGGAGGGCCAGGCCGUGCGCCUGAGCUGCCAGGCUGACAAUUACACGUAUGAGCACCUGCGUUUGUAUCGCCUCAACCUGUCCACGCUGCACGACGUGCACGGGAACCCGCUGCUACUCGACUGCAAGAACGUGCACCUGUUCGCCACACCGCUGGCCGCCAGCCUGGAGGAGGCAUCGCAAGAGGCGCGGCACACCACUCUCAGCUUGAGUAUCUCCCGAGUGGCGCCGGAGCACGAGGGCGACUAUGUGUGCGAGGUGCAGGACCGGCGCAGUCACGACAAGCACUGCCACAAGAAGUACCUUUCAGUGCAGGCCCUAGAAGCCCCACGGCUCACGCAGAACUUGACCGACCUCCUGGUGAAUGUGAGCGACUCCUUGGAGAUGCGGUGCCCAGUGGCCGGAGUGCAUGUUCCCAGCAUCGUGUGGUACAAAGACGAGAGGCUGCUGGAGGAGGAGUCUGGCAUCGACUUGGCGGAAUCCAACCAGAAACUGAGCAUCCAGCGCGUGCGUGAGGAGGACGCGGGCCGCUAUUUGUGCAGCGUGUGCAACGCCAAAGGCUGUGUCAACUCUUCUGCCAGCGUGGCCGUGGAAGGAUCGGAGGAUAAAGGUAGCAUGGAGAUCGUUAUACUCGUGGGCACUGGCGUCAUAGCUGUCUUCUUCUGGGUCCUCCUCCUCCUUAUCUUCUGUAACAUGAGGAGGCCGGCCCAUGCAGACAUCAAAACCAGUUACCUGUCCAUCAUCAUGGACCCGGGUGAGGUGCCCCUGGAAGAGCAGUGUGAAUAUCUGUCCUAUGAUGCCAGCCAGUGGGAGUUCCCCAGAGAACGGCUGCACCUGGGGAGAGUCCUCGGCCAUGGGGCCUUCGGGAAGGUGGUGGAAGCCUCAGCUUUUGGCAUCAACAAGGGCAGCAGCUGCGACACCGUGGCCGUGAAAAUGCUGAAAGAGGGUGCCACAGCCAGCGAGCACCGUGCCCUGAUGUCGGAGCUCAAGAUCCUCAUCCACAUCGGUAACCACCUCAACGUGGUCAACCUCCUGGGGGCGUGCACCAAGCCCAACGGCCCCCUCAUGGUGAUCGUGGAGUUCUGCAAGUACGGCAACCUCUCCAACUUCUUACGCGCCAAACGGGAGUCCUUCAAUCCUUACGCGGAGAAGUCCCCAGAGCAGCGAAGGCGCUUCCAUGCCAUGGUGGAGGGUGCCAAGGCUGACCAAAGAAACCAAUCCGUAAGCAGUGACAGGGCCCUUCUCAUGCGGCUACUGAUGGGCAAGGGUGUGGCAAGACGAGAGCCAUCAGCCCAAGAGGCAGAGGAUCUUUGGCUUAGCCCACUGACUAUGGAAGACCUGGUCUGCUACAGCUUUCAAGUGGCCCGGGGGAUGGAGUUCCUGGCCUCCCGAAAGUGCAUCCACAGGGACCUGGCUGCUCGGAACAUUUUGCUGUCAGAGAGCGACGUGGUGAAGAUAUGUGACUUUGGCCUUGCCCGAGACAUCUACAAAGACCCCGACUAUGUCCGAAAGGGCAGUGCCCGGCUGCCCCUCAAGUGGAUGGCCCCCGAGAGUAUCUUUGACAAGGUGUAUACAACGCAGAGUGAUGUGUGGUCCUUUGGGGUGUUACUCUGGGAGAUCUUCUCCUUGGGGGCCUCCCCAUACCCUGGGGUGCAGAUCAACGAGGAGUUCUGCCAGCGUCUAAAAGAUGGCACCCGUAUGAGGACUCCAGAGCUGGCCACUCCAGCCAUACGUCGCAUCAUGCUUAGCUGCUGGUCUGGAGACCCCAAGGCGAGGCCUGCGUUCUCAGAGUUGGUGGAGAUCCUGGGGGACCUGUUGCAGGGUGGGGGCCAGCAGGAGGAGGAGGACUUCAUGCCCCCUCGUGGCUCCCAGAGCUCAGAGGAGGGCAGCUUCCUGCAGGCUUCCACCACUGCCCUGCACAUCGCCUGUGCUGACUCUGAGGGCAGCCCGCCCAGCCUGCACCGCCACAGCCUGGCUGCCAGAUACUACAAUUGUGUGUCCUUCCCUGGGUGCCUGGCCAGAGGAAGUCAGACCCAGGGUCCCUCCAGAAUGAAAACGUUUGAAGAAUUUCCCAUGACCCCAAUGACCUCCAAAGCCUCAGUGGAUAACCAGACAGACAGUGGGAUGGUGCUGGCCUCUGAGGAGUUUGAACGAAUAGAGAACAGACAUAGACAAGAAGGCGGCUUCAGCUGUACAGGACCUGGUCGGAAUGCAGAUGUAACCAGGGUGCACCCAGACCCCCAAGGGAUGAGGCGGCGACCCAAUCAAGGGUCACAAGUAGGCCAGGUGUUUUACAACAGCGAGUAUGGGAAGCUAUCGGAGCCUCAUGAGGAGGAAGACUGUGCCCCGUUGGCCUGUGCGCCCUUCUUCACAGACAACAGCUACUAA
Molecule: messenger RNA, 4833 nt
Organism: Chrysochloris asiatica (Cape golden mole)
Lineage: Eukaryota; Metazoa; Chordata; Mammalia; Afrosoricida; Chrysochloridae
Gene: FLT4
Product: fms-related tyrosine kinase 4
Exons: 32
Coding region: 1-4833 (1610 amino acids)
Biological process (GO): positive regulation of kinase activity; protein phosphorylation; cell surface receptor protein tyrosine kinase signaling pathway
Cellular component (GO): signaling receptor complex
Molecular function (GO): transmembrane receptor protein tyrosine kinase activity; ATP binding
Source: RefSeq, a predicted model, not a curated record